GGGAGGGGGAGGAGGCAGCCCGGCGGGGGCAAGUGGGGGACCCAGCCGGGCUGGGCUCCUGGGCCCCGGGUCUGUACAAUAUGGUUUGCUAUAAAAGUCAAAAUCUUCCAGCCGGGGCCGCCGAGUUGGUGUGUGUGUCUGCGGCGUUGGGGAUGUGGGGCUAGGGCGGGGAAGACCCGAGUGUUCGUUGAGGCCCUGGGAGGAGGGGGCUGUUUGGAUGGAUCUGGGAGACCUAGGUCCUACCGGGCUUCCGGAAAUUGAGGAUGCAGGGUCUCCUGCGGUCCCUACAGUUAGAUGAGCUCACUUUCCCGGAGUUCACUGUUCAGGUAGGGCUUUGGAGUCUGGACGUUGGAGGUGUCCAGGUGUACCUGCAGUGGUCCAGAGCCCGGAACUCCCAGUCACUGACUGGGGCUGGGCGUUCAUCUCAGCGGGGCUCAGGCACCUAGAGGAUAUUCUAAGUGGACUGGGGUCUCGGGGUCCCUUGGGAUCUCUGCGGACGGUCCCCCGGCUCCACCCCAUCAUGUGGCCGCCCCGGCUCCGCCUCCGCCCCAGUUCCUGUUUCGGCCUCGGCAGUCCUGCUUCAGCCCCUACGGCUCCCCGCAGACGCCUGUUCUUCCUGCUCCGCCCGGGCCACGUCUUACUGGGCGCUCGCCGUCGCAUCCCCGCUCGUCCCGCCGGGGGAUGGGGCCUUCCCCCGGCCUGGGCCCGCCCUGUUGGGGUCCCCGAGGCGACUCGGCCCCGCCUUGAUGGACUGGCCCGCCUGGUGCUGCGGCCCCAGGAUGAAGGGCGGCGAGGGGGACCCGGGCGAACAGGCCCCGCUGAACCCGGAGGCCGAGAGCCCCGCGGGUUCGGCCACCUACCGGGAGUUCGUGCACCGCGGCUACUUGGACCUGAUGGGGGCCAGUCAGCACUCGCUGCGGGCGCUCAGCUGGCGCCGCCUCUACCUCAGCCGGGCCAAGCUGAAAGCUUCCAGCCGCACGUCUGCCCUGCUCUCGGGCUUCGCCAUGGUAGCCAUGGUAGAGGUACAGCUGGAGAGCAACCACGAAUACCCGCCGGGCCUGCUGGUGGCCUUCAGCGCCUGCACCACCGUGCUGGUGGCUGUGCACCUCUUUGCACUCAUGGUCUCCACCUGUCUGCUGCCUCACAUUGAAGCCGUUAGCAACAUCCACAACCUCAACUCUGUCCAUCAGUCUCCACACCAGCGACUCCACCGCUACGUGGAGCUGGCCUGGGGCUUCUCCACUGCCUUGGGCACCUUCCUCUUCCUUGCUGAAGUUGUCCUGGUUGGCUGGGUCAAGUUUGUGCCCAUCGGGGCCCCCUUGGGCACACCAGGCUCUGUGGUACCUGCCUCCCAGGUGCCUGAGACUCUGCCACCAGUGGCCACCUCCCUUAGUCCAGCUUCCAAGCCAUCCUCUGCUUCUGUAGCCCCGUCACAGGCUGAGCCACCUGAGGCCUGCCCACCUCGGCAAGCAUGUGGCGGUGGUGGUGGGGCCCAUGGACCAGGCUGGCAAGCAGCCAUGGCCUCCACAGCAAUCAUGGUACCUGUUGGGCUUGUGUUCAUGGCCUUUGCCCUUCAUUUCUACCGCUCCUUGGUGGCUCACAAGACCGACCGCCACAAGCAAGAGCUAGAGGAGCUGAGUCGCCUGCAGGGGGAGCUGCAGGCUGUGUGAGGCCGGUGUUAGCCACAGCUGCGAGCACCGCCUCCCUCAGGGGUCAGCCAGAAACCCCAGUUCUACGGACCCCAUCCCCCGCCCUGCCUGGAGCCACUUCCUGUGGCCACUCUCAGGUAGAGAACAGAUUCCUGCCCUCAGGGUCCUUUGGGCUGGGCCUUGGGCAGCUCCCACAUUCCCAGGGAUUCUCCCUGUCAGUCUGUCCCGUGGGUUUUGGAAAUUCUACUCUACACCUGGGCUGGGAGGAGCAAGGGAGGAAGCGGAAAGUCCUCAGUCCAAGGCUCAUGCGGUAGGUAGAGGGGAGGCAGGGAGACCCUGUCAGACCUUUGGUGCUGACUCUUAGCCACUUGCCCCCAUAUAGAAUGCGGAGGUCAGAAGCUUACACACCCACCCAGCUGCCCCAGAAGGCAGCCAAUCGUUGCUGUACUUUUGUAGAAUCUAUUUUAUGGUUGGCUUUUUUUUUCUUCCUCAUCCUCAGAUUUUGAUGGGUCCCACCCUCUUGCUUUGGUGUUUGGGUAGAGCGAUUUGGGUGUUUCUACCCCAGGCAUAUGUCCAGCCUUUCCAAGGAGAAGCCACCCUAUUUGGAGGAGGUUCAAAUGCCUGCCCCACUGCCCUAGACCCACACUUAUGCUUCUGUAUCUGGUUCCUACUCUCCUGGUUCAGGGCUGGGUUCGGUGUGCCCAGCCUGAUCCCUAGCAAGGGUUGGGGUGAGGUUUUAAGGGAGGAGGUCCAGUCCAUAGCCCUUGGAAUACAGAGCUAUUCUGACACUGAAUUUUUGAUGCACCUAGUUUUGUAUAAUAAAUUGUGUUUCACACA
Balaenoptera acutorostrata (minke whale) is the source of this 2486-nucleotide messenger RNA. It is a transcript of the gene ORAI3, whose product is annotated as ORAI calcium release-activated calcium modulator 3. Gene Ontology annotation, biological process: store-operated calcium entry. Gene Ontology annotation, cellular component: membrane. The coding region runs from base 747 to 1670 and encodes 307 amino acids. The record is from RefSeq and is a predicted model, not a curated record. Gene Ontology annotation, molecular function: store-operated calcium channel activity. The transcript is spliced from 2 exons. Lineage: Eukaryota; Metazoa; Chordata; Mammalia; Artiodactyla; Balaenopteridae.